Molecule: messenger RNA, 1153 nt
Organism: Arachis ipaensis
Lineage: Eukaryota; Viridiplantae; Streptophyta; Magnoliopsida; Fabales; Fabaceae
Source: RefSeq, a predicted model, not a curated record
ACAUAUAAGGAAAAUAACAAUUUAAUAAAAUUUGAUAUGCUCAUCAAUGUCAUGAUAAGUUUCCUGAUGAAGCAAAACUAUCUACAAAUUAAAGGCUUUGUUUUCAUCACUGAAUAAGCCAUGCUUUUGUUCAAUUAUACAGUUGCGGUAAUCACGUAAGGUGUGAUCUUUCAUGCUUGUUUGUUUGUCUUCUCGCUAUGAAUUAAUCUACAAGCUAACUCUUUUCAACAAAGUUUGGAUACAUUUAUAUAUUAAUUAAUCAACAAAACUCGUGAUACAUGCUACUAUAAUAUAAAUUAAAGAAGUUAGGAAGUUGAUAUAAACGUUGAAGAAGAUAGCACAUAUGUGAUUAUGGAACAGAGCAAGAAGAAUAAUGAGAUAAACGUUCCAUUCUCAUGGGAAUCAAAGCCUGGUCUCUCCAGAGUAAGCAACAGUGAGAAAACAAUGAUUAGGAGCAGUGAUUUAGAGCUAAAACCUCCUCCUCCGUAUAGGAGUAGCAGAGUUCAUCCAAGAAUCAGUUCGUUUCGAAUGGAAAGUACUAGUCAUACUCAUUGUAACAAGGGAGAAGAUCCUUUUGUUGAAGCUUACAAGAAAUGCACCAAAACUCCACCAUCAUCAUCAACGCACCGUAACAAAAAGAAAUCAUCUUCAUCUUGGCCUAGCAGCAUAAUAAAGUACAUGCAUAUUUUUUCCUGCAAGUUAUUCGCUGGCGAUGUUGUUAGCUAAAUUACUGCAUGGCAUGGUGAAUGAUUGGAGAGUGUUUUUGUUUUCAUGAUGCAUGGUAGAGACAGAGACUUAGGCGGCAUGAUGGGUAUGCAUGACAGAGACAAAACGGCAUCUUAUCUUCUUUACUAUAAUGGGAACAAAUAAUGAAUACAUAGCAGCGGCGAUAGUGGGUGUAUUAAUUAUGGCUAUGUCGUCCCCACAAUAACGUUAUACAUUAUGGAAAAGUAUAGGUAACCAACAAGAUUUUUGAAUAAUGUGUAAACAAUGUGAAUUAAUAGGGUUAAAAGAGUAAAUUUAAUUAGUAGCAUUAAAUUAGAGUGUAAUGUACUUUCAUUUGAUUGGUGGUUGUUCAUGUUGUUCAAAAUUUUUAUUGUUCCCUAGCACUCUCCAUAUAUUAUUAUACGUAACAUUGUUUUCUAAUCAUCUA